Messenger RNA from Solea solea (common sole), 4857 nucleotides. RefSeq names its product bicaudal D homolog 1a (gene bicd1a). NCBI's taxonomy places the organism in Eukaryota, Metazoa, Chordata, Actinopteri, Pleuronectiformes, Soleidae. The record is from RefSeq and is a predicted model, not a curated record. The coding region runs from base 111 to 2903 and encodes 930 amino acids. The transcript is spliced from 10 exons. Gene Ontology annotation, molecular function: dynactin binding; dynein complex binding; cytoskeletal adaptor activity. Gene Ontology annotation, biological process: regulation of microtubule cytoskeleton organization; protein localization to organelle; microtubule anchoring at microtubule organizing center. Gene Ontology annotation, cellular component: cytosol; Golgi apparatus.
GUCCCUCACAGCCUCCGCCCGCCUCUGCCUCUGCUGUGUAUCUGUCCAAAACCACUGAGAGGCUAAAAAGGAGCCGCAGAGCGACAGUGGCACAGGACGAGAGAGUGGCGAUGGCCGCUGAUGGAGGAGGAUGCGGAGAGUCCGUGGAUCAGUACCGAGCCGAGGUGGAGCGGCUCAACCUGGAGCUGGCCGAAGCGAACCGGGAGAAGAUCAGGGCUGCGGAGUGCGGUCUGGUGGUCCUGGAAGAGAACCAGGCGCUGAAACACAAGUACACGGAGCUGGAGAACGAGCAGGAGGCGCUGAGGAAAGAGUUGGAGCUGUUGCAGGAGGCAUUUGGCCAGGUUUACACCAAUCAGCGUAAGGUGGCGGAGAAUGGGGAGACCAAUGAGGAGACGCUGCUGCAGGAAUCCGCUUCUAAAGAGGCCUACUACACGAGCCGCCUGUUGGAGCUUCAGACGGAGGUGAAGCUAAGUCGUUCUGUGGCGUCCAAUGCCCAGGCAGAAAAUGAGCGACUUAACGCGCUCUUACAGGAGCUACGAGAGAGCAAUGAGAUGUCGGAGCUCCAGAGGAGCAGGAUGAGGGAGGAGAUCAAGGAGUACAAGUUCAGAGAGACGAGGCUUCUUCAGGACUACACGGAGCUGGAGGAGGAGAACAUCACGCUGCAGAAACUGGUCUCUACACUCAAGCAGAACCAGGUUGAGUAUGAGGGACUCAAACAUGAAAUCAAGGUGCUGGAGGAGGAGACUGUACUUCUCAACAGCCAGCUGGAAGACGCGUUACGUCUCAAGGAUAUCUCUCAGGGUCAGUUAGAAGAGGCCCUAGAUGCCCUGAAGAGUGAGCGUGAGCAGAAGAACAACCUAAGAAAGGAACUCGCCCACCACAUCAGCCUGAGUGACAGCGUCUACGGCGCAGGGGCCCAUCUGGCGCUCACUGUUACUGGCGUUGAGGGCCUCAAAUUCCCAGAGGAGACAAAUGGAACCAACGGCACCAGUGGCAGCACAGUCCCUGCUGCUAAUGGCAAUAAUGAGGACAGCAACUGGUGCAAUGGUCACCUUCAUACAGGCACUGGGUUGACGAAGAUGAAUGGGGAGUACCGCCAGGGCCGGAAAGGAGAAGCCCUGCACCCUGUGCCGGACCUCUUUAGUGAGCUCAACCUGUCAGAGAUACAGAAGCUCAAACAGCAGCUGCUACAGGUGGAGUGUGAGAAGGCGGCACUGCUCAUGAACCUGCAGGAGUCACAGACCCAGCUGCAGCACACACAGGGUGCCCUGACCGAGCAGAACGAGCGGCUCCACCGCCUCACCGAACGCGCCAAUGCCAUUAAGCGUCUCAGCGGAGACAAAGAGCUCGAUGACCCUCAGGAGAGUGAGAAGCCCGAUGGUGGGUCACCACCAGCGAAUGGUCAACAUGAUCAUGACAUCCACGGGUUCGAGAUACUGGAGUUUAAGUACAAGGUGGCGGUGACGGAAGUGAUCGACCUGAAAGCAGAGCUCAAGGCCUUGAAGGAGAAGUAUAACCAGGCUGUGGAGGGACAAGGAGACAACCAUGGUGACGACAGGGUCCAGUCACUCACUGAACAGGUAGCUCAUCUGGAGCGCAGUUGUCGUGACGCGCGGGAGGGGGUGGCUAGCCUGGAGGCCGAGCUCCGCGGGGCAACGAACACAGCCACAGAGAGCCAUGAGAUGCUGAACGCUGCACAGGAUGAGUUGGUCACCUUCAGCGAAGAGCUGGCACAGCUCUAUCACCACGUCUGUCUGUGCAACAACGAGACACCGAAUCGCGUCAUGCUGGACUACUACCGCCAGUGCCGCGUCACACGCAAUGGCAGCCUGAAAGGCUCUGAUGACCCUCGGGCUCUGCUCUCACCUCGCCUGGCCCGACGCCUUGCUGCAGUAUCUGCAGCGUUAUCCUCUGAGUCCCCCCGCACUCUCAUGGACUCCCCAUCCAAAGACCCCCAUCACAAUGAGACUCCAGCCAACAUGGUGGACUCUCCGCUCUCUUGUCAUAGCAGCCCCACGCGCAACCUCACAGCCUCUCCGGUCAUUAGCAUCUCUCCAUGCCCAUCACCUUUGCCCUCAGAGGCAGGCGGGGACCUACGGAAGGAGCCCAUGAAUAUCUACAACCUGAAUGCAAUCAUUAGAGACCAGAUCAAACACCUGCAGAAGGCUGUUGACCGCUCAUUGCAGUUGUCCAGGCAGAGGGCUGCAGCCAGGGAGCUGGCACCAAUGCUUGACAAAGACAAAGAGACUUGCUUGGAGGAGAUACUCAAGCUCAAGUCUCUGCUCAGCACUAAGAGAGAGCAGAUAGCCACACUCAGGCUGGUGCUCAAGGCUAACAAACAGACAGCGGAGGUUGCGCUCGCUAAUUUGAAGAGCAAGUAUGAGAAUGAGAAGUCGAUGGUGACAGAAACUAUGAUGAAGCUGAGAAAUGAGCUGAAGGCUCUGAAAGAAGAUGCUGCCACCUUCUCGUCCCUCAGAGCCAUGUUUGCCACAAGAUGUGAUGAAUAUGUCACCCAGCUGGAUGAGAUGCAGAGGCAGCUGGCCGCAGCAGAGGAUGAGAAGAAGACGUUGAACUCGCUCCUGCGUAUGGCUAUUCAGCAGAAACUGGCCUUGACCCAGCGCCUGGAGGAUCUGGAGUUUGACCAUGAGCAGACCCACCGUGGCCGCGGCGCUAAAGUUCCCAAGAUCCGCAGCCCGCCCAAAUUUCUUGUAGAUUGUCAGCAGCCUGCUGCCUCAAUAUCGUCACUUUCACCACAACUGAGGCGAGGGAGAGCCUCCCUAGCCCGCAGUCCUAAGUUUUUGGCAGACCUUCAGGAUAACCACGCACUUCUGUCCAGCGGCAGUAACCUUCUCUCCCCCUGCGACCCGUGUAACUGUCUGGUCCACCAAUCCCACCUGCACUGAUCCUGACCUGCUGCGGCACCAGGCUCGACCCUGCGUCCGAUUGGAGUCACGCAGACAGAUGAUCUCUGGAUGGCAGUUCGUUCAAUUUAAGUCGCUAAAUCAUAUACAGUCCAGCCUGGUGCUUGAUGGACUCUGUGACCCUCAACCCCCAAGUGCUGCACAGCAGAAGGGUUGCAGAAGAAGAGCAGGGUUGCUCCUGUCCUGGGGGAAAAAAAAUGCCAGAGACAAAUCAGGGGAAUCCAUUCCCUUAUUCCCACAAGUAUUUAUUAUUUAUUGAUUAUUUAUUUGCGUAUUGAUUUGUGGCAAGAUUCUGAAUUAUUUAUUAUUUAUUUUCUGUGUUGGUUGGUCAUUCUUCAGGAUGGAAAAUUAAAUCCUGUUUUGAAGGUGAAGAGUAAAGUGAUAGUAUACAUGUACAAAGGAAAACCAGUGCAACAAAAAGCAGAAAUUCCUCAUUUAUUUCACUGUUCAACCCUACAUUGGUUAGAUUUAUCAGUAUAAUCAAAGAUAUACAGUAUAGGGGUGUGAGAGUAUGUUGGGUUUGACGUUGCUAACAGACAAAUGAAGGUAUAAGCUUUUUAUUACAAGAGAACUAUUCGCUGUAGUGGUGAGGGUUGGAUUUCAACUACCUGUUUAAUGCCACUAGUCUUUCUUGGGAUGACUAUUUUUUUAUAAGAGCUUUUAUUUGCAGAUCAUGUGCAUUAAGACUAUUUUAUACUUGCGUUUAGUUUAAUUUAUUUUUUCAGCAGACUGAGGAUAUGGCUGCGUCUGUCGGUCUUUAGAGGCCGAGGUUGAUAAAAGGAAGUUUGAGUUCAGGACUAGGGCUGUUGUUCUGGGUUUUAGCCAUUUGAAUUGCACAGGUUGAGGUGACCAUGGAGUGAUCUGACCUCUUUAUUUUAUCAUUAGCUUUCAGCUGAGGAUACCCUCAAAGGCUUAUUUGGUUACUGUCACCUCUAUGUCAGCACUGUAUUCCAACCGCUUUGUCUCCUCUGCAAGGUUUUCCACUGUAUCUGUCACCUCCCCAACCCUUUAGUUUCCCCCACAAGGACAAAGAUAUGACUCAAAUUGACUUUGACAGUAUUUCAAGCUGCCCUUAUAUGUCUAUAAAGAGACUGUAACUUCUCUUUGUUGAGAUGACAUGCUUCCUCCAAACAGUUUAUAGUACUGUCCAAGCACAAUUAUACAGUAUGCAUUAUAGCAAUACAGUAGUUGCACCAGUCAGGGACUGAACUGGAAAAUGAUUUACAUAAUAUUCCAACCAUAUCUGUCACAAUUAACUAACCAGCAGGCUGACGGUAAGAAUAAGACGGAAAAAAUCAACUUUGUCAAAGCAACAGUGGGAACACAGAGCUACCGUCGAUUUAUUUUGACAGAACUGAGAUUUCAUUUCUUAUCGAAACACUUUUUUGGUGACCAUGUCUGACUCAGAUGGAUGUAACAGAGUUCCCUCUCUCUCACCUUUCUAAUGUCUUAAAUGUGGAUGUUGUUUUCACUGCUCUGGUUUCGUACUUCCUCCACAUGGAUGUGAAACAGAUAAAACUACAUACAGUGGUAUUGUGGUGUAGUGACAGAUAAAAAAAAAACAUUUCCCAUUAGAGCCGCAGAGACUGAGUGGAGUCUUUCUGUUCUCUGUGUAUGUACAAGUUGUCCUUGUUAACAGUGUAGGUUGUUGCUUGUGAAACUACAGAGUGAUUAAAAACAUGUAUGUAUAUCUGUAGUUCCAAAGGUCGCUUCUGAUCUCGUGCAGACUCAUUGGUGAGUUAACUCUCAUGAAUUUGUUGGCACAAUAUAGAAGUGAUGGAUAGAGACUAACUAAUCCAGUGAAAGGAAGAUACAGAAAAAAACUGCUUUAAACGGAAUGAUAGCUGUACUACAGUGGGUUUUACAGUUUUUCCUCUAUUUUAAAACAGCAUUUAAUGAGUUUCACAAGUAAAUUAAAGACAUGUCCUUGAAUUUA